Molecule: messenger RNA, 2716 nt
Organism: Medioppia subpectinata
Lineage: Eukaryota; Metazoa; Arthropoda; Arachnida; Sarcoptiformes; Oppiidae
Source: the annotation of a GenBank genome assembly
ACAGUAGUUUUGAUAUAAUUAUGAUAUAAUUAACAGUAUUUGUAUAGAAAUGCAAUACAUUUACACAAUUGUGAUAUUAAAUGCCGUCCUUAGGGUUGCCUUAACCCAAACCCAAACCCAAACCCAAUCAUCCAAACCAUUGAAUGUGACAAAUAAUUGGGUAACAAAUGUCUUGACUGAAAGCACGAGGAGUCCGAGAGUUGAUCCGACGGUUGGGUUGGUGUUGACUGCGGCCAGUAUUGCCACUCCGAGAACAGUAUUGUUAACUUCUUUGCCAUCAUUUGUCACAAUAAGUCCAUCACAUGAGAGACCGACUGUCUGUCACAACGACAAGGACUGUCCCAUACAUUCCCACUGCAAUUCACUGCUCACAUGUGUUUGCGAUCAUCUAUUUUCUGGAGUUCCACCCCAUUGUCAACCAUUGAGUGGCUGUGAUUCGAGUCCGUGUCUUAAUAAUGGAUUGUGUCAUCCAUUGCCAUCUGGAAGUACCGGUAACGACAGUAUUGGCUUCUUCUGCGAAUGUGUUGAAGGCUUUCAUGGAAUCAAUUGUCAACUCUUUGACAAUAAUUGCAAACAUAAUAACGAUUGUCUGAAUGGAGGCCAGUGUUUGAACGGAGUGUGCAUUUGUGUUAACGGCUUUUCUGGCAAUUAUUGUCAAUUUGAAGAAUCUCUUUGCGAUUCCCAGCCGUGUCUUAAUGGCGGGACAUGUCUUAUGAACGACACGUCAACCAACUAUACUUGUAUUUGUUCCGAAGGCUUUGAAGGCGCUAACUGUGAAGUGGAUGUCAACGACUGUAUGCCAACUAAUCCAUGCGCUAAUGGAGGCACAUGUCAUGACCUGCCCAACAACUUCACGUGCAUCUGUCCCUCGCAAUACGCGGGUCUCACGUGUGAGCUAUUGUAUGACGCGUGCGAAAGCAGUCCGUGCGCUAAUAACGGCACGUGUACUACACAGAGACCGUCGCCACUCUAUGCGUGCACUUGUCCGCCAGGUUUCACAGGUCUCAAUUGUGAGGUAAACAUCGAUGAAUGCGCUCAAGUUGUUUGUCCGAUUGGACACAUCUGUAUCGACAAACUUAACAAUUAUGAGUGCGUUUGUCCCGAGGGCUGGGAGGGAGACAACUGCGAGCGAAACAUAGAUCAUUGCGCACCCAAUCCAUGCCAACACAAUAGUAACUGCACGUCCAUUACAAAGACAUAUUCCUGUAUCUGUGAGACCGGAUAUACAGGUGUUAAUUGCGAGACAAAUAUCGAUGAAUGCGCCGCUAAUCCAUGCGUUAAUGGCAUUUGCAAGGAUUUGGUCGGUGACUACCAGUGCUACUGUACCCCCGGAUUCACUGGCCAUCGGUGUCACAUAGACAUCGAUGAGUGCCUUUCCCACCCGUGCCUUAACGGUGGCACAUGUAAUAACCUCGUGGCCAAAUUCUCGUGCGACUGUCGCGCCGGAUAUAGCGGUGAUCAGUGCCAGAUCGACAUCAAUGAGUGCUUAUCCAAUCCAUGCGAAAACGGCGCCAUUUGUCACGACAUGAUCGGCGGCUUUCAAUGCAAUUGUUCGCAAGGGUUUGAAGGCCAACGCUGUGACAACGAUAUCGAUGAGUGCACUCCACAGCCGUGUCUUAAUGGCGGCAAAUGUCAUAAUCUAAUCGCACACUUUUCCUGCGAAUGUCCGCACGGUUUCAACGGUAGUAAUUGUCAGAAUGACAUAAACGAGUGCCUUUCAGAUCCAUGUAAAAACGGUGCCACUUGUGUGGACCAAAUCGGGUCAUUCCGCUGCCAAUGUGUGCCCGGUUUUGAAGGAAACAAAUGUGAAAUUGAUAUCAACGAGUGUUCAACCAAUCCAUGCCUGAAUGGCGGCCAAUGCGUUGAUUUGAUCAAUGAUUACGAAUGCAAUUGUAAUCACACGGGCUUUGAGGGCAGGAAUUGCGAGACAAAUAUCAACGAAUGUCUGAGCGAUCCGUGCAGUAAAGGGGCCAAAAUGUGCGAAGACAUUGUCCUCAACUAUACGUGUCAUUGCUUUAAGGGAUUCACUGGAAGACACUGUGAGAUCGAUAUCGACGAAUGCAGUUCUUCUCCGUGUCUGAACGGCGGCACGUGUUUUGAGAAAAGUCAUCAGCACUUAAUCAAUAAGUUCUCCGAAAGCCUUAUUCGCGAUCAAUACUUGAAUUUCUCGCAAAUGGCCGGAUAUUUAUGUCAGUGUCCGUCGGGUUUCGAAGGCGUCAACUGCGAGCUCAACAUCAAUGACUGCGAACACCAUUCCUGUAUGAAUAACGGCACCUGUAUUGACGAAAUCAACUCCUAUUCCUGUCUUUGUUUGACCGGAUUUGACGGCAAAAUAUGUCAAUACAUGACCGAUCCAUGUGUACUGAAUCCGUGCGAAAACGGGGCCACUUGCAUAAAGAUCACGAACGAGACAUAUCAGUGCAAGUGUCCGAUCGGUUUCACGGGCGGGAAGUGUCAUAACAUCCGUUCGUGUCAUUCCGAGUGUCACAAAGACUUCUCGCAUUGUGUGAACGAAGACAUCUGCGCCUGUCUUCCUAACCAUCAUUCCAAUCACGCCUAUUGUGAUGCCAUCAGUGACUGCAGUAUUCCCAACCUGUGUCGCAAUGGCGGCACCUGUCAUAUCAACGACAACAGGGAUGGCUAUUAUUGCCAAUGCCCUCAAGACUUCACUGGACUCAUCUGCGACGAAAAGGUAACAUUCAAAAUGUUUCACGUA